Artibeus jamaicensis (Jamaican fruit-eating bat) is the source of this 5123-nucleotide messenger RNA. RefSeq names its product leucine rich repeats and calponin homology domain containing 1 (gene LRCH1). Gene Ontology annotation, molecular function: protein binding. Lineage: Eukaryota; Metazoa; Chordata; Mammalia; Chiroptera; Phyllostomidae. The record is from RefSeq and is a predicted model, not a curated record. The transcript has 21 exons. Bases 282 to 2567 code for a protein of 761 amino acids.
AGGAGGGUGGAGACACAUGCGCGCUGCCUGCAGCCGCCGCCGCCGCAGUGCUCCGCUUCCCCGGGACAGGAAACCUCCGAGACCGAGCUGCUGCGGCCGCCUGGUCGCCAGCGCCUCUUUCCGCGCCCGCCACACCCUUCUCCCCUGCUCCCGGCAUCUUUGGCGGAGCCCUGCAGGAACGCGGCACCCGGAGCCGUCUCCCCCUCCCGGGGGAAAGCUGUGACGCCCCCCCGCAGGAGCAGCGGGGCGGGGUGGCGGUAGAGGUGGGGGCCCGGGAGAAGAUGGCGACGCCGGGAAGCGAACCCCAACCUUUCGUCCCUUCUCUCUCGGUGUCUACUCUGCCCCCACAUCAUCACAGCCACCACCACCACCAUCAGCACCACGGAGGAACCGGAGCCAACGGCGGGGUUGGGGGAGGCGGCGGCAGCGGCGGGGGCUUCAACCUGCCCUUGAACCGGGGGCUGGAACGCGCGCUGGAGGAAGCAGCCAACUCCGGGGGGUUGAACCUCAGCGCCAGGAAAUUGAAGGAAUUUCCCAGGACCGCGGCCCCCGGGCACGAUCUCUCGGACACCGUGCAAGCAGAUUUAUCUAAAAACAGGCUGGUUGAGGUCCCCGUGGAAGUGUGCCACUUUGUGUCGCUGGAAACUCUUAACCUGCAUCACAAUUGUAUCCGAGUCAUCCCCGAGGCCGUCGUGAACCUGCAGGCGCUGACCUACUUAAACUUGAGCCGGAACCAGCUGUCGGCCCUGCCCCCCUGCCUGUGCGCCCUGCCUCUCAGAGUCCUGAUCGCCAGUAACAACAAGCUGGGCUCAUUGCCGGAGGAGAUCGGGCAGCUCAAACAGUUAAUGGAGCUGGACGUCAGCUGCAACGAGAUCACCGCCCUGCCGCCGCAGAUCGGGCAGCUGAAGUCUCUGCGGGAGCUCAAUGUGCGGAGGAAUUACCUGGAGGUGUUACCGCAAGAGCUAGUAGACCUUCCCUUGGUCAAGUUUGACUUUUCCUGCAAUAAAGUGCUCGGGAUUCCCGCUUGCUUUAGACAGAUGAAGCAGCUGCAAGUGCUCCUCCUGGAGAACAACCCUUUGCAGUCGCCUCCUGCGCAGAUUUGCACAAAGGGCAAAGUGCACAUAUUCAAGUACCUGAGCAUCCAGGCCUGCCAGAUGAAGACGACCGACUCCCUGUACCUGCACACGAUGGAGAGGCCGCAGAGUCAGCAGCACGUGGAAGACAGCAAGAAGGAUUCUGACUCGGGCGUUGGGAGUGAUAAUGGGGACAAGCGAUUAUCUGCCACGGAGCCGUCGGAUGAAGAUGCGGUCAGCCUCAGCGUCCCCAUGUCCAACAUCAAGGAGGAAGAGCAGAUCACCAGGGAGGACCCGCGGCAUCACCUGAGUCCAGCGAAAGGGGAAUUUCGUCAGGAGUUUCCACCCGAAACGUCCCUGCUGGGUGACAGUUCCAACUCAGGGGAAGCAAGAGACCAGUUUACCCGUGGAACCGAUGUUCUCCACCCGGAAUUUGUAAACUACAUGAAGGGCAGGGUGGUGGACUGCGAGGAGCCACUUCGGAUAGAAGAGGACGCGCCCUGGCAGUCCGAGGGGGCGACGCAUCCGUCUGAAGACCCGGACGUGGACAUGGCCGUGACGGGACAGCUGAGAGACACAGAGUUGCUGCAGGAUUCCAACAGAUUGAGCUCAGAGCCCACGGACAGAAGCGGUGUGAACUUUUACCCCAACGAAUCAGUGGGAGCCUUAGAAUUGCAAGAUCCUGCACUCAACGGUGAGCUGCAGCUGGAGGCCUCUCCGGGCUGUGAGGUGCAAGAUGAUCUGGCAUCCCAGAGUAAUGGGAGCGACUACUCUCCAAACGAGAUGAGAGAUACCUUUGCCCCAGUCUCUCCCGCCGCCCACAGUGAAGCCCCAUUUGGCCUGAAGCCAAGAUCAGACAAAGCUAGCCUCACUCUCCCUAUCUCCUUCAACAAACUCACGCAGGCACAGACAUGGGACCGCUCUAGCUACAGCGUUCCAUCUGCAGGGGACAGUGACAAUGUGUUUCUGAGACCUCAGAGAAAUUUGGAGUCUGUAGACCCACAGUUUACAAUCCGGAGGAAGAUGGAGCAAAUGAGAGAAGAAAAGGAACUGGUGGAGCAACUCCGUGAGAGCAUCGAGAUGAGACUCAAGGUCAGCCUGCACGAGGACCUGGGGGCCGCGCUCCUGGACGGCGUCGUCCUCUGCCACCUGGUCAAUCACAUCCGCCCGCGAUCUGUCGCCAGCAUCCACGUGCCCUCACCAGCAGUGCCAAAGCUUAGCAUGGCCAAAUGCAGAAGAAAUGUGGAGAACUUUUUGGAAGCAUGCCGAAAAUUGGGAGUGCCAGAGGCUGACCUCUGCUCUCCGGGUGACAUCCUGCACUUGGACUUUCGUCACAUUCGAAAGACCGUUGACACUCUGCUGGCCCUCGGGGAGACACCCCCACAACCAACUCCUGUCCUCCGCGCCAGGGACCUUCUGAGCCUCUUUCUUGUCCAUGUCCUGUGUGUAGUGCUGAUCUAUGUCACCUACCGCUGCAGCGCCCUGGCCACAUAGCAUCCUGGGCACUCUGCGUGCGCUCUGGCCCCGUCCCUCCUCCACCUGCGCCUUUGCCUCGCAAACUCCCAUCCCUGCUAGCCCUUCAGUAGCCUGUCCAGUGUGGAGGCCGAACAUCCACAAAUCCGAUUUUCCAAAAGCACAAGCCCCAGUGGAGUGCUGUCCCAUUAGGUAACUUACUGUAAAACGAGGACGACAGUGUGUUUGUACCUCUCGCUACCUCAUGCUUCCUCAUCCACGCGGUGCCAUUGGUCCCUCCUCUCCCGCCCGGUGGGAUUCACUGCCCUGGGCAGCGUGCAAGAAGCUUCCAGAGCAGGAGCAAAGGGGAAUAUGAAAAUCAUUCCUUUGCAGUGUUUUAAGUAGAAUCCAACCUAAUUUGGGACUGGGCAGUUGAGCUGCAGGGGAGACAAACAAACAAAAAAAAACCCACUGCAUUUUGGCCCAGUUCGGUCCAUACAAAUCUUUAGUAAAAGCACAACUGACCGAGUUUAAAAAUUCCAUGUGGAGGAUGACCGCUUUGCUGACCAUUCAGCGGGAUUCCUCACUGUUUCCUCUAGUGGCAGCCGCAAGGGGACCCAGGGAGGGGUGCCGCCCACUUCUGCCCUGAGUCAGCCUAGGGCCCUGCUGCUCCAGACAAAGCUGUCCGCCUGCCUGCCUGCCUUUGGGGCAGAAGGGAGACCAGGGAAGGGAGAGGCUGUCUCCGUCAGAGCGCCCCCUGGAGGAUUCGCUUGCACACCAAUUCCCACAUGUCUUUGCUGCUUGCUCUGAGUUAGCCUCUUGCAGGCUCUUAGAAAAGCACUUUCCAGAAGAGAGGUCUAUUUUUACAUACUGUAAUGGCUCAUUUUGGCUUUUGCUACGCCCCAUCGUCACAGCAGGUCCAGAAUAUAGGAUGGAUUUGACUGUAUUUGUUUUCAAAUAAAGCUGUGAGUCAUGGAACAUUCUUGGCCCUGGGGCUUGAGUUACGGUGGCAGGAGCCAAUGAUAAGAUUGUUCUUAUUUUGGAACUGUAAUGUCUCCAGUGAAUUCAAAUGUCCUUGUAACCUUGUUAGCAAGCUGCUUUUCUUUUUAAGUAAGCUUAAAGGAUUAUAUAUUAAUUAUCAAUGUGUCUGCUGCGGGGCCAUCUGAUCAGCCUGUAAUUAAAAGGUAAAACCAGUAGAAUAUUGUCUAGGCCAAGAUAUUCCUUGUUCUGGGGGGUCUUUUUCUAAUAUGAGAAGGCCCUACCCCAAAGUUAACACGGUCUCCCCUAUUUUUCAGUCUGUACCUGCUGCUAAAUAAUGUUCAUUAAACUGGGGAGCUGAUGGAGUUAACUCCGUCAAGAUAAAUUCCUAGUUCACUAAGAUGCAAGGGGCCUUCCCAGAUGGCUACAAAGACGGUAACUUUGUUUUCACGAACAGGUCCAUGAAUCCAGGAGCGUCUAUUUGUAAAGAUUCUUUGUUGCUGAGUCAGCUGAGAGUUUCUAACGGGAGGCGUUCUCUAUGUGAUAAUGUCUCCAGUUAACGGAGCCUCUUCCUUCCGAUGUUGUGUUGGUCGGUGACAUACAGGGUGUGUGGACGUGCCCGAGUGGACCUCGGCCGUGUGUGAACAUGUACUGAAUUGCCUUUGGUGCUCUCUUGUACCCUUCAGUCUGUAACGAAAUAAAGUCCCUUUGUACCACGUCUGCGGAGCCCCCUGCGCCGUAAGCUGCCUAAUAAACACAUUUCAGGUGACUGUUCCGCGUGUUUCUCGGCGGUGCGUGUGUCCGCGCACACCCAGAGUGGCGCUGGGUGUUUCUCCUCAGCCCUGCAAGGCGCUCGGGCCUCCCGUCCACGGUCGCCACUGCUGGUUUCUGCUGCUUCUUUCUGGGGGCGGCCGAGGCGGAGAAGAGAGACGCCUCACUGUGCGGCCACCCGGGAGGAGACGUCAGUAAAACUCGAGUAGACCAACCACGUGAGAGCAGAUGUAAUGUUCCGUGUUGACUUGCCAUUGUUCCCAGCCUGCAUUCUGAUUUUCAGUUGGAGUCUAAAGUAGUCUUUGGGCACACUUUCAUCCCUCACGUCACGACUGGGCCUGCACCCUGACCUGCGGCUGCGCUCGGCGUCUGUCCGGUGGCACUUUCUCAUGCAGUGGCACGGCAGCCAGCAGAACGCAGUGAGUUCAGCCCUUUAGACAAAACUUCCAGCGACCUGUCUCGCCCCUUAUCAAGCUGUUCACUUCUGUGCAGCGUAGUAAGCCCGUCCCUGGUGCUUCCCCAAGCUUCCCUGGCGCCAGCCCCUUGUCCCCGCGUGAUGUUGCUGUCGCCGUGUGCUGGGGAGCCGGGCCGCUGCCUCGUCCCCUGAGAGAUGGUCAGGGGCGGAGCUGUGAGGUUAUGUGUGCAAACUAGAUCUCCCUCAUCGGAUGAGAAAGAACAUUUUUUUUCAGCAUGUCCUUCCCACGCCUGAUAAAAAGAACCAAGUAUUUAUUUACAUUUUCUUUUUGAAACAGAAAGUUCUCUUUCUCUAGUUCCUUUGCCCGGUGGCACAUCCGCUUUCAGUGCCAGGAUUUCCACAACGUGUGACGACUGGUUCCUCUUAGUUUCCUC